AGAUCGAAUACAAUGCAGUGGAAAUACAGGUUAUGUCAGAACCAUAAGUGAUUAAUAGAACUAAUAAAUAAAAAGAAAAAACAUUAAGUUUUAUUAUCAAAAGUCGAAGUUGCCACCAUUUUCUGCAACGUCCUUUGAUUGGAAAUACAGAAAUAUUUUAGACAAUUCAACUUGUAGAGAAGGAGACUUAUCAUGCGAUUGGUUGAUAACGUCCACCACGUGGACUGCAAAUAUGCCAAAAGUAACGAGAUUGUAUUUAACUUUAUCUAAUUAUUAUGUAUUAGUAACGAACAAUAAAAAAAACACAAUUGAAAUCGUUCCCCCAAUGUACACGAAUUUUAUGUUGGUAACAUAAUAUGUUAUCUGGUAAAAUAACUUUAAUACGUUCGACACUGACGUUGUUUAUAUAAAUAUCAAUCGACAUAAAAUAUUGAUCUGAUCAAUGUCCCAACGCUCUAAAGUUGUUAAUUUGUACAAGACGCUCUUGUACAUGGGUCGAGACUAUCCAGGAGGUUAUGACUUUUUCAGACGUAAUUUGAAGAAAGCUUUCGAAAAGAAUAAAGAAGAACGUGAUCCUGAGAAGAUUGAUCAAAUGUUGGCUCGUGGAUCUAUAAUCAUGGCAGUUUGCGUUGCUGUAAUCGGUAAAGAUAAUUCUCCAAAAUAUAUUAAAUGUGCAGAUGAAUCCAUGGCAUUACAAUUUCAUUGCAAGGUCCACACAUCAAUAGAUAUUAUAGAAGAGAAGUUGAAUGUUGGAAAUAAAACAGCAAUUGAUAUACGUGAUUUGUAUUUAGGGUUGUUAUAUGCUACAGAAGAAUAUAAAAUAUAUGGGUAUGCCACAAAUACAAAAAUCAAGUUUAUUAUAGUACUGCAAUCAUCAAAUCUAUCAAUGAGAGACAAUGAUGUGAAAAUGACCUUUAAGAGAUUGCACGCUGCAUAUUCUAAUGCUGUGUGUAAUCCAUUCUACAUUCCAGGUGAUCAAUUAAAUUCCAAGUCUUUUGACUUAUCUGUAAUGGAUAUAAUGGGUAUUGUAUAGUUUUCUUACCAAUGAUGGUGUAAUGGAGAAAAUUCUGUAAAAAUACUCUCAAAUAUAUCACUUGUUUUAAAGGUGAUAUUAUUAGACAAUUUAAAUUUCUUGAUUGAAUACAUUCGGAAAUUUCUAUUGAUUUGUAUGUCCUUAUUUCUACAUCCUUUUUAAGAAAAAAAUUCCUUUUACGAAAUUUUCGUAUUUAUCUCUCGAGUUAGUACCAGAUGAAAAAAUUUCAUUACUGAUCUUUCAUUGUUUUCUUUUAGAUACUAAAAUUUGAGCCCCUUUCUGUGAUUCACAUAAUCUGCCUUCAUAAACUUCGUUACUUUUCUUCUCAUUCUUCUCUUUUCAGUAUAAUGAUCUAUGGUUCCAAUUCAAAGUGAUACUGAUAAUUCGAUCGAUAUCAUUCUUUUGAUUAACAACGCACCAUUAUUUCCAAUACGAAGAAGGAACUUAAUAAAGAAAAUUGAGUUCUUAUCAAUGUUGUUACUCCACUUGAAAUUGCUUCAUUUAUCAGUCAAAAGUUAUCGAUAUCGGUUUUAACAGUAACUCUAUUGAAUUGCGUAACGUACGCAUAUUGCAAAAAAAAUGUCGAUCUUUUAUUAACCCUUUGCGGUACUUAAAAAUAAAAAAAUAAAUAAAUCCUAUAUUGACAUUUUUUGUUUUCUUCGGCUCCUCUUCGCUUUCCUGUAACAAACACAAAUAUUUUAAAAAACAGUUCAAACACAUGUUACCCAGUUUUAUGAGAGUUACUUCGGCCAUUUUGGUUGUUUUUUUUUCUGUAAUGAUAUCCUUUAUUGUCUCUAUUUUACAAAAACAAAGAAGCAACACUGAUAUAUUGCUUGACCGACGUAACUGAUAACUCGUAGGAAACACGGUAAUUCCAACUACGCUAUUCGCGUUUAUAAAAUCAAUACUCAACCCGCAGAAUCGUAUUUCUACUAACUAUAAAAAUAGUUCUGUCGAGACGAUGCAUCAUCUGUGGUUGCGUUGUAUUUCGGCAUUCCUCGUCUCCGGGAUGAUAAUCGGUGAAAUAAAAUACACGUGGAUGAUUUGUGAUUCCAAGGGAAGGGGUGGUGAGAGCAGGGUGUUUUCCGUUAUUCAAGUAUUUUCAGACGAAAUGCACGAAUUUGAAAAUACACUAUGAACGUUUGCUGUAUAAAUAAUAGAAACAUUGUUCUAAUGCUAAUAUUUGACAAUCAACAAAAUUACCGUGAAUUAAUCGUUACGCAGGUAGCUAAAAAAAAAAUUGUUUAUCGCAGGAGAAACACUCGUCAGUGUAUACUUCUAAUACCCUCAUUGGUCGUACUCAGUGCAAUAAAUACAAGUUCUCGAACUUCUUUUUUUUUUGUUUUACUUUUUUAACAAUAUAAUAAUACCGCCAACGAACCGAGGAAGUUGCAUUCAGUGCAUAGUGGGCGCAACCAAUGUAAAGAAACGCAGAUAGUGUUACAUCGUGAAUGAAACAAGAAACAAGACGUACCGCAACAUGAACUCGACAAGCGCACAGUUCCGGUGAGAUCGAAUGGUGCACAUAAUUUGCACGGAUGAAAGAAAAACCAGUAAUAACAAUACAAGUAGUAGUAAUAAUAAUAAUAAUAAUAAUAGCGAUAAUAAUAAUGAUAAUAAGUGAUAAUAAUAAAAAAAGAAACGAGACGAUUAAUGCCGAUGGUCGAUCACAAAACGCCUUUUAAUACGGCUUUGCAAUUAAAAAGACGUGAAGAACGAAAUGCCAAUGUAUGUGUGUACGGCUGGUGUACAGCGUAUAUCUUAGAAACUAAACAGAAUAAACGAAAAAAAAAAUAAAGAGAAAAAA
Hylaeus volcanicus is the source of this 2840-nucleotide messenger RNA. RefSeq names its product trafficking protein particle complex subunit 2-like protein. Lineage: Eukaryota; Metazoa; Arthropoda; Insecta; Hymenoptera; Colletidae. Bases 443 to 1033 code for a protein of 196 amino acids. Gene Ontology annotation, cellular component: TRAPP complex; nucleus; cytoplasm. Gene Ontology annotation, biological process: respiratory electron transport chain; endoplasmic reticulum to Golgi vesicle-mediated transport. The record is from RefSeq and is a predicted model, not a curated record. The transcript has 8 exons.